Cherax quadricarinatus is the source of this 720-nucleotide messenger RNA. RefSeq names its product pro-resilin-like. NCBI's taxonomy places the organism in Eukaryota, Metazoa, Arthropoda, Malacostraca, Decapoda, Parastacidae. The record is from RefSeq and is a predicted model, not a curated record. Gene Ontology annotation, cellular component: extracellular matrix.
UCACCAAGAUGACAGCCAAGGUCAUUGUGUUAGCUGUGUUGGUGGCAGCCGCCAUGGCUCGCCCACGGCCACAGUACUACGGUGCUCCGGCACCCGUGCCCAUCCGCCCUGCCCCAUUCCACAACCGCCCCUCACCAAUUCCCGCCCCUUCUUAUGCUCCUAGCUAUAGCCGUCCAGCACCUGUGCCCCUGGGUCCUGCUCAGUACAACUUCGACUACUCCGUGAGUGACAACUUUGGUAACGACUUCGGCCAUCAAGAAAAUCGUAACGGCUACAACACCCAGGGGACUUACUACGUCCAGCUCCCCGACGGUCGCCUGCAGAAGGUGACUUACGUUGUAAACGGCGACUCCGGCUACGUUGCCCAAGUUGAAUAUCAAGGAGAAGCCAAGUACCCGGCCUACCAUCCCGCCCCAUCUUACCACCCCGCUCCCAGCUACGGCUAAUCUCAGUGCAACAUUUGGACAUUUAAUGACAUGGUUAUUAUAGAGAAAAGUUAAUCUAUAAUUAAAAUUUAAUUAUAUUACAGAGGAAACUAAUAUAAGAAUGUAAAGCUAAUUUACGAAUGAAAUGUAAGGUGAAAUUAAAAUUCAUUAUGAACAGUUACACAUACGUUUAAUUCCUAAUUAAAGUAACUUACGCUGAUCUAAGUUAUAUAAAAUAUGAACGUAUCAACGUUAAUGUAACUUAUAUUUCCAUUUUAUAUGAUACUAAUAUAAC